ACAGGCACAGUGAUGGCAUGCAAAAUCCAGAAAGGCACGGCCAGGAUCGGACCCAGUUCCUCCGAACGCUGAGUCCAACGCUUUACCAGCUGAUCCACCAUCCCGCCUGGAUGCAUGUUUAUAGGCAUAUUAUUCUUAGUGUAGUCUUUAGACUUUGAAAGUUAAGUCUGGUUUCAUGUCCGACAAUGAGGAAAAGGAUUUUUAUAGUCUACAUACACAUCUGGUUUGAACUGUGAAUUGAUUAAAUUGUACCAAUAAUCACUUGAAAGUGAGUGAUGGCAGGUUUUUAUGCACUUCUUUUCCCAAUGAGAUGAGCUGUGAGAAGUUGACUGCACUUGUAUCCUGUCAGGACCACUCCCUGACCCUACUGUCUAUCCAGCAGAGAUGUUACAUCACUCUUGUUUGCAUAUGAGUGUAAAAGCGUCCCAGCUGACAUGUUUAAAGACGAAUGUGGACAUCACCAAAAAGACACAUCACUUGGCCACACACAAACAGUCAGGCUUUGCACAGUUGACAGCAGCAGUGAUACCCAACCACGGAAACUUAAUGGCUCUUCUGUGGAGACACCAAGCUACCAGAACUUACACCGGGAGCUGCUGCUUAGCCACAAGCUGGGUCUUGUGCUUGAGGAGAAGCCGGAACUGAAGAGAGUACUAGAGCAGCGGCGACUGGAGCUGCACAGGGAGCAGGAGAUGGCUCAACAGCGACCUUCAGACCUGGAAACGGAGCUCCGCAAAAGACAACAGAAGCUACAAGAGUACGAGCAGGAGGAAAUCCGGCAGAGGGAGAACCAACAGAAGAUACCCGAGUUUGUUCGUGUGAAGGAAAACCUGAGACGUACGCAGAUGUACGAGCAGUGAGGUCCCUGCCACACAAGCCCAAUUACUCCAUCUCAUUCAGUGGGUUUUAAACUGUCUUGUUUACAACUCUGAAACAUAACGUAUGCCAGGAAACACAAAAGUCCUAUACUGAGCUAUACAUGCAAGUGUUGUUCAGUUGGGUUUGCACUGAGUGGGUGUUUUUGAUGUUUUUUGUUUUUUUUUAUCUUUAUGAUAUUAUUUAACCCCAAUCCAAAUCAACUCCUAAGAAGCAGCGAAAGGGUCACACCUGUCCAGUGAGGCACUAAGAGGGUUUUUGGGGAACACUGUCUUUACAAUAUUUCUGUCAGUGUUAGUAAUUGAAAGGCUACUGUCAUGUAUCACGUUUGCUGUUUCCAGAGUGCAGUGGAAAUAAAGUGUAUGGUUCAAAGAGA
Molecule: messenger RNA, 1252 nt
Organism: Syngnathoides biaculeatus (alligator pipefish)
Lineage: Eukaryota; Metazoa; Chordata; Actinopteri; Syngnathiformes; Syngnathidae
Exons: 5
Coding region: 435-860 (141 amino acids)
Source: RefSeq, a predicted model, not a curated record